Messenger RNA from Condylura cristata (star-nosed mole), 841 nucleotides. RefSeq names its product rhophilin associated tail protein 1 (gene ROPN1). Lineage: Eukaryota; Metazoa; Chordata; Mammalia; Eulipotyphla; Talpidae. The transcript is spliced from 6 exons. The record is from RefSeq and is a predicted model, not a curated record. Bases 65 to 703 code for a protein of 212 amino acids.
CACGAGGUGUCGUCAGGUGCCAGACAACCCGUUCGGGACCGAACCUCUCAGGUCAACCCAAUCAAUGCCUCAGACAGAGAAGCAAAUAUGCAUCCCUCCAGAGCUCCCCGAAUUGCUGAAGCAAUUUACCAAAGCAGCCAUUCGGACCCAGCCACAAGAUCUCAUCCAAUGGGCUGCGGAUUAUUUUGGGGCUAUGUCCCGGGGAGAGAUCCCUCCAGUGAGAGAGCGGUCUGAGCGAGUUACUUUGUCUAACUGGGCAGAACUUACACCUGAGCUGUUAAAGAUCCUGCAUUCUCGGGUUGCUGGUCGGCUGAUCAUCCAUGCUGAUGAACUGGCCCAGAUGUGGAAGGUGCUGAGUCUCCCAACAGAUCUGUUUAAUAGUGUGAUGAAUGUGGGCCGCUUCACGGAGGAGAUUGAGUGGCUCAAGUUUUUAGCCCUUGCUUGCAGCUCUCUUGGAGUUACCAUUGCAAAAACUCUCAAGAUAGUGUGUGAAGUUUUAUCAUCUGAUCAUGAUGGUGGACCUCCUCGGAUUCCUUUUAGCACCUUCCAAUUUCUCUACACAUAUAUUGCUGAAGUGGAUGGGGAGAUCUCUGCGUCUCAUGUCAGCCGAAUGCUAAACUACAUUGAACAGGAAAUAAUUGGUCCUGAUGGAUUAAUCAAGGUGAAUGACUUUACCCAAAACCCCAGGGUUCGGCUGGAGUAAAAGCACACUUUUGGCAAUUUUAAAGGAAAAUACAGAUGAGUGUGCUUCAGGAUGACUAAAUCACACACACCAUCCAGUGUCAAUUUUCUUGUACAACUAGUACACUAAUAAACACUUAGGCAAACAUGAAAUCAGAAA